GUUAUUUGGAAAGAGUGAAAGUAAAAUAAUUCAACUGCGAACAAAGACGGGGUCAGUUCAUCUCGAUACUUCAAAACUCCUAAGAACUUCACAAAUCCAGUGUGUGGGUCUUCCAGUGAGUUGGAGAGGAUUGAGGAACCAUGGCACAGUUUGGAACCUUGAUAUGGACUAUAACUAUUAUAUUGGUGCAUGUAAGCAUUGGAUCCUGUAUUGCAUGUGGUAGAGCAGAGUACAGAAUAUGGGAUGAAUGCUGCCCCAUGUGUUCACCAGGAAAUUGUGUACAUAGGCAUUGUACUGAAUUCACCAGCACCAGCUGCAUGCCCUGUGUUGAUUCUACAUUCCUUGAUGAGCCCAAUGGUCUCAUAAAAUGCAAAGUGUGUACCAACUGUGAUCCAGGUUUGGGUUUGAUGGUAAAGCAGCCAUGUACACCUUCAUCAGACACUGUCUGUGGGACACUGGAGGGGUUCUACUGUCUAGACCCAACUAAGGAUGGUUGUAGAGCAGCCCAGAGACACAGCAGCUGUAAACCUGGUCAAUACAUCAGCCACACAGGAACAACAUCUACAGAUACGAUGUGUUCUGACUGUACUGGUGACACCUAUUCAGAUGGAUCAUUUACAUCCUGCCAGCCACACACAGAGCAUCAUCAGAUUUAGAGGAAACACCAAGCAAUGUAGUACAAUGAAACAGAAGAAAGUACAACAUCUUGCAGGUGUUAGUUUUGUAGAUGAUUCAAGCUCUGACCGCACUCAUCAUUACAAAUGCUACCUGAGGUGAACUUGUGGUAAACUGGGAACUCUGGGGAAAGGACAAGGACAACACUAAAAGGGCACUGAACCCACACGUGGCGCCUCCACAAUACACUGAACCCACACGUGGCGCCUCCACAAUACACUGAACCCACACAUGGCGCCUGCACAAUACACUGAACCCACACAUGGCGCCUGCAUGAUACAACAUUAGAAUACAAGUUGUACUAAUCAUUAAGGUGGUUGUCAGCAUGACUUUCAACUGCACAAUAUGCAUGAAUUCAAAACGUUCUGCUGAGUUGACCCUAGAAAUGUAGCCUAGAUAGUAUCACUUCUUUAUUUCCCUUGUGAAACAGGUUCUACUACCAACAAGUAAAUACACUUCUAUCCACAGUUCUGUGGGAAACACAUUCACCCAAAAGCACCUUUUUACUGAAUUACUGUUGACACAUAAUUUACAGUUGACAGUCUUUUAACAUCCCCCACAAAACACAUAGUUAUAGUAUACGACUAGAUACAAAUCAUCGAACUGAACAAAUAAAAGAGCAAUAGACUUUUAAAACGUCCUCCUCCCUAACAUUCCCUGUUAUACAACUGUACGUGUUGGUUUCACUCUAAGCUGUAGGUCAAGGUUUCCUUCCUCAUAAAACCCCUCUCUUCCUGUUUUCUAUCUCUGCAAUCAAUGGACAAAUGUAUCUACAAUUAAAAUAAUCUAACAACAAUACAACUGUUUGCAGUUUAGCAGUAUUAUUAUGAUGAAUUUGUCAGACUACUCAGACAGAUAGGUAACAGAAUGUAAAUCUAAGCCUGCAAGCAUUGGGUACUUUCAAUUCUCUGCCUGUUUCAUUAAAAAAACUGCAGGGACUUUCCUAGUCAUACUGGAUGGGUGAAAACAAAUACCAUAAUGCUUUCCCCUGUCUCCUGUUCAGAUGAGUGACAAUGAAAGAAAGGAGAUAGAGGAAGCCCCUGUAGACUAUUGAGGUGCACCCCUACAGUAGGCUGUGGCUGCCUUGUUAUCAGUCCUGUAUUUCUCUCCCUCAGAAUGAGGAGACCAAGGAGCUGCUCUCACUUAUGACUCCACUGAUGAAGAAACAAAGCCGCUUGAUGACAUUGGAUCCUCCUCAAGAGGUCAAAGGGCAGACUGUAACCUCUCAGGCAGUAACAUCCCAGUCUGCUUCAGUGGCCCAGAAAUCAGGAGCAAACCCAGACUCAGAGCUGGAUAGCCUUCCUCUCCUCUGAGGACCCAGCGAGGGUGGAGCACAGUGAGACACUUCUACAGCCAGAGAGUCAAGAAAUGGAACAGCAAGGCCACAGAACAUGACAUACGCAGAGCUGUGGGAGACCAAAUGAAGCAUAGGUAGAGACAGGGGAAUUCCCCUUUACCACGCCACCACCAAACGCCUUCAACAGCCUUGAAAAGUUUGAUUCAUCUGUUUGAUCCAUUUGUUUGUUUCAGUCAUCGGUAGUUGAAUCCUUUGACGUAUUGUUGAUAAAAAAAUAAAAAAAUCAACAAAAAUGCAAUGGAUUGGUUUAAAGGUGAUACUAAACUUAUAUACCAUGCACAAUUUUGACAUAGUGGAAGAUAUACUGAAUUUGUACCGUUUUUCAUUCUAAGAUGGACCAAGAUGUACGUAGCUUUUGCAGAUAUUUGUUCAUUAGUUUUGCAAGAGUGUUGAUUGGUCGAUCAUUGGGUUCAAUACUUUUGCAAUAUAUUGAUGCCA
Molecule: messenger RNA, 2470 nt
Organism: Salvelinus namaycush (lake trout)
Lineage: Eukaryota; Metazoa; Chordata; Actinopteri; Salmoniformes; Salmonidae
Product: tumor necrosis factor receptor superfamily member 14-like
Exons: 11
Coding region: 141-656 (171 amino acids)
Biological process (GO): immune response; positive regulation of peptidyl-tyrosine phosphorylation; negative regulation of alpha-beta T cell proliferation
Cellular component (GO): membrane; external side of plasma membrane
Molecular function (GO): transmembrane signaling receptor activity; protein binding
Source: RefSeq, a predicted model, not a curated record